Molecule: messenger RNA, 409 nt
Organism: Procambarus clarkii (red swamp crayfish)
Lineage: Eukaryota; Metazoa; Arthropoda; Malacostraca; Decapoda; Cambaridae
Product: cuticle protein 19-like
Cellular component (GO): extracellular matrix
Source: RefSeq, a predicted model, not a curated record
CCUCCCCCACCCCCAACCUACGGACCCCCACCUCCUCCCCCACCCCCAACCUACGGAACCCCUGCCCCACCCCCACCCUACGGAGCCCUGGUGCCUGCACCUCCCAAGUACGACUUCACAUGGGCUGUGAAGGACCAGUACUCUGGUAACGACUUCGGCCACCAGGAGUCCCGGGACGGCUACAACACUCAGGGCUCCUACUACGUCCUGCUUCCCGACGGUCGCCUCCAGAAGGUGACCUACACUGUCCACGGCGACUCCGGCUACGUGGCCGUAGUCACCUACGAGGGCGAGGCCAAGAUCCCUACACCCAAGCCUGUCUACGGCGCCCCCGCCCCUGUCUACGCCUAAGUCAAUACCGACAACGAUAACGAAUGUGGUUAUAUUUAUUGUGUAUUACACUAUGUCA